This is a messenger RNA of Chaetomium strumarium, 3983 nucleotides long. Its product is annotated as glycoside hydrolase family 18 protein. Bases 168 to 3983 code for a protein of 1271 amino acids. The record is from RefSeq and is a predicted model, not a curated record. Gene Ontology annotation, molecular function: hydrolase activity, hydrolyzing O-glycosyl compounds; chitin binding. NCBI's taxonomy places the organism in Eukaryota, Fungi, Ascomycota, Sordariomycetes, Sordariales, Chaetomiaceae. The transcript is spliced from 13 exons. Gene Ontology annotation, biological process: carbohydrate metabolic process.
ACUACUUCUACUAACAGAAGUGCUACCCAAUCGAGGGCAGAGCUUGUCGUACAAAAGGUCUACGAUGCGAACUCCUCUGCAAAGACCCUAUUGGAUAAGCGAAGGCAGCAUGCUUGCUUGGCAAAACAAGGAGAGCCCCUCUAUUCCCUGAGAAGAUAUAUCGGUACAUGCUCCUAGGAAAGGCUGGCCAGACCGGACCCCUAGAUGACCCGGCUUCUACUAUCUUAAUCUGCAGCUACAUACUCAACGUUACGUCUCGCCAAAAUCUAGGGAUAGCCUCUCCUAGUUCGCCAAGGACUAUAGAAAACCCUAAAAAGUCAGAGAAAUUAUUCGACCUAAAGCUAAACUCGGCCCCGGCAUGCUAUAGUGCUACGGCUAAAGUCAAAGGGGCCACUCUACAGCUGGCCGCCACCAUUGGCAACGGCUCUAUAGGAAGCCCUGACGACAUUAUAGGCCUGCUAGAGGGCAUAGAGAGGUUCUUCGACGCCAAAGACAACUGCGACAAGAACUUCCUGUUUGCCUGGCACAAGAAGACGGCCGCGAGCGUCUACCUCGGCACGGCUCUUGGCAAGCCCACCGUUGCGUCAGCCGUCAGAGCGCUCGCUAGCCGCCUUCACGGCGCUUGUACCGCUAAUGGAAACAUGAACCUCGAGCCUGCUAGGGAGCUAAAGGGCGCAAGGGUAUUUGAAGUCAAGGGAGCGCCGAUGGUAGGAGGUAGCGACGAUAACAACAACAGGACGAAGAGGGCCACCUGCUGCUAUAUUCAUAUUAUAUCGGGCGAUAGCUACGGCACCCUUAUAUCCCGGUGCGGCAUCUCGGCUAUAGACUUCUAUAAGUAUAACCCGGCGGCGAAUCUCUGCGGCACCCUUAUGCCGGACGACUACCCAGACUUGGACGGCACCUACGCGAUAUACCUUAUCCAGAACAGGGAUAUAUACGAGAUACUGGCCAAACGGUACUAUGUCACCGGCUGGACCGAGUACAGGGACAUGCUACUCGGCUAUAACAUGUGCAUCAGCGACGGCUUUGCUCCCUUGCCCCUGCCCCAGGAGGGGGCCAGCUAUGGCCCGCUGGUUCCCGGCAUACAGUUUCCGCCCGACUUUGACCGGUGGAGGAACGCACUGGGCGAACUUAACCCCUGCCCGCUCAAGGCGUACUGCAGCAACUGGGGCUUCUAUAGUCCGUUCCCUGCCCACUGCAAGAUCCACGCGCCCGAGGGGGGCGGGCCGGGGAGCAAGGAGAAGGGCUACCAGAGCACAUGCGUCUCUAACUGCGGCACCGACAUCAAGGUCAACUCGGGGCCGCCCGCCGCCUUCCAGCGGAUCAGCUACUAUGAAUCCUACAAUAUAAAGCGCAAGUGCUUGUGGCUCGGCUCCAAAAGAGCCAACACAGAUGGCACCUACACCUACAUCCACUGGGCCUUCGCCGAGAUUGAUCCCAACGGCUGGAAGGUUGUUCUCACCGAUCCUUACAACCAGUGGGCCGACUUCAAGGCUCUCCCUAACGUAAAGCGCAUCCUCGCGUUUGGCGGCUGGGCCUACUCGACCGAGCUGGCAACGUUCGGCAUCAUCCGCGCGGCCAUCCUCGAUCACGGUGCCGAAUUCACCAGCAACAUCGCCAAGUUCCUCAACGACGAGGGACUUGACGGUGUCGACAUUGACUGGGAGUAUCCAGGUCCCAUCGGCCAAAAGGGAGACGGCGCCGGAUACCUCACCUUUCUUACGGCCCUGAAGAAAAGGGUCGGCCCCAGCAAGUCCUAUCUGAAGGCGUUUCCCAUCGACCGUAUCGCGGCUGUGAUCGACUGCAUUAUAUUCAUGACCUACGACCUACACGGCCAGUGGGACUAUGGCAACGCGAACGCGUUUGACGCGUAUAAGUCUGGAAAAUACAUCCGGAGUUACGUCACUAAAGCCGGCGUACCUAACAAUAAGAUCUUUGUCGGCGAGGCCAGCUUUGGUCGAACCUUCUAUAUGGCGCAAGACGGCUGCUGGGGGCCUAUGUGCGAAUUCACCGGGACAAGACUGCAGUCAGACGCAAAUCCCGGGCGGUGCACGAAAACGGCGGGCUAUCUUGGCUACGCUGAGAUCCUGGAAAUUGUCUCGCGGAGCGGCGACAACGUCCAGGCCUUUCACGACCACGCAUCGAACACGGAUGUUUUGCUCUACAAGGGAGACUAUGUCAGUUACAUGACCCCGACCUCCAGGGACACUCGACGAGCCGACUGGCAGAAGCUGAACUUCGCGGGCACCGUGGAUUGGGCCGUUGACCUACAGCUCUUUGGCGAGGAGGACAAGGCCGUCCCGCCCACUCUGCCCAACCCGGGGGAGGAGGGAUGCAUCACCGGUGAAGAUCUCACUGCUAAUACGGCUGAGCUUUGCGAGUUUGCGUACGCCUAUGGCUUUUGCCCACCCACUCUUUGUAGGUGUACUGACACGGGCCGGGUUCCGCCCUUCCCACCCGAGAGCAAGGGAGUGAACAUAUCCAACAUCAUAGCCUGGGACGAAGACGAUGUCGAACUCAACCAGCUCUGCAAAUUUGGAUGCAAGUAUAGCUACUGCCCCAGUUCCGCUUGCACGACACCGAUUGUCGACGUCGACACCGGCGACGAUCCCGAGGACGACAUGAACGACCCCAACUACGUCGAUACCGGAGAUAUUCGCUACCAAAACCAGAAGUACUGCUACCUUUCACAGGAUCCACGAGAGUGGGGACCAGCAGUAGCGCAGUGCAAAAACUGGUGCACGCCGUACAUCGAGCAGGCCGCAGACGAGGGCCGGACUACGAACUACGGCUGCGUGGUCUGGCAACCAAAAGGCGCACCGGAUCCGUAUCAACCGAUUUCCGGAAUGCCAGGCAAAUGGGCGAAGGGCGAGUGCAACUGCGAUAACUUUCUCAUCAACGAGAUCGCCGACACGGUGCUGGAGGCCAUGCCCGCCAUUGCUCAGAUUGCCUGCUACGUCGUCAUGUCAUCAUUCAAAUUGGUCCUCGAUGUUGGGACGAGUCUUGCUACAGGUGGAGCAAGCCGGGUUCUUAGUGGCGGUUUAGAUAUGCUCGCCACGGCGGCCGAAAUGGCUUCAUACAUCUACCCGGCGAACGAAGAUCCCGCAGGAGCUUUCUCGUGGUGGCUCUCGCCCUACGGAGGCACGGAUCUCGUUCCGGAUGAUAUCAAGAAGGUUUUCGACAUCCUCAACUCCCUUCCGGAUGGUGUGUCAAGCUUCAGGGUGCCGAAGAAUAUUCCCAAGGGGUCAGGGAGGAAAGGAGAUUCCGGCAACCCCCACGACCAGUCCACGCCCCGAGCACCGGGUCCCAUUGGAGGCGGCGGCUCCAAGCCGAAAUGCAGGGUACCUGUAUCCAAGCAGACGCAACGACUGAUGCCGGCCAAGAACACCGUCUGGGUGAUAGAGUGUGUCAGAGACCGAACCAAAACGACAGAUCAAGUCAAACGGAGGUGCCUAGCGGCCUGGACGCAUGCAUGCUACCAUUAUAGCUCGGCCAUCAGCGUGAAUAACCAAUGGGCAACUUUGGCUUGCCCGCCGGAGGCCGGGAGGGUGUCCAAGCAACGCGACGACGACUCGCCAGCUAUGGAAACCUGGGCGGCGGAGCACAAGGGCGCUGGCUGGAAGGAUACAGGAUGCGACAGAGACGAGUUCCCUCCGGCAUAUCUACUAAACGACCAAAUGCAUGAGUGGAGACAGGGUGGCAAGCAGAGCGACGCGCAGCUCGUACGGCUCCUCCCCAACAAGGAGAACCAGGGUGCUGGCGGCAUGUGGAAGGGUGCAUGCUUUAGGGAACCGCUCCUGGACUUGUCCGACCGCACUUUCAAGGACAAGGUUGUAUUGGCCAACGUGAACAACCCUAGAGUACUGGUACAGAACGCGGACAAGACACAAACCUUCGCCGCCAUCACCGUCCACCAGUGGCCCGAGUUUACCAUCACCGCGUGGGACCACGCCGCCAACCCGCCCAACGAUGAUGGCCUGUAG